Messenger RNA from Henningerozyma blattae CBS 6284, 1041 nucleotides. Its product is annotated as pyridoxine 4-dehydrogenase. Gene Ontology annotation, cellular component: cytoplasm. Lineage: Eukaryota; Fungi; Ascomycota; Saccharomycetes; Saccharomycetales; Saccharomycetaceae. The transcript has a single exon. The record is from RefSeq and is a predicted model, not a curated record. The coding region runs from base 1 to 1041 and encodes 346 amino acids.
AUGUCUCAAGUUCAACAAUUAAGAAAAGAACUGGAAAAAAUUGAUACCAGUUAUGGGUUGAUGUCUCUAACAUGGAGGGCAGAACCGAUUCCUAAGGAACAAGCCUUUGCAGCUAUGGAGAAAGUUAUUUCCUUUGCCAUUGAAAACAAUCGUAAAGCUUUUUUCAAUAUUGGUGAGUUCUACGGUCCAAAUUGGUCCAAUUUAAAACUUGUGAAUGACUUCUUUAUUGCCAACCCUACUUUAAGAAAGAAUGUUAUCAUUAGUUGUAAAGGUGGGGUUAAUAAUGAAACUUUAGUUCCUAAAGGUAAAGCUGCACAGGUUAAACAAUCUGUCGAGGCUUGUUGUAAAGAAGUUGGGGGAUUUAUUGAUAUUUAUGAAGUGGCAAGACUUGAUCUGGCCAUUACUCCAGAGGGUAAAGAAUAUCCAUAUGAAACUUUUGAAGAAUUAGCAAAAUUGGUCGAUGAUGGUGUUAUCGGAGGUAUAUCGUUAAGUGAAGUUAAUGAAAAGCAAAUUAGAGCUAUCCAUAAAGAUUGGUCCAAAUUCUUAACUUGUGUAGAAGUGGAAUUAUCUUUGUUUAGUACUAAUAUCUUGCAUGAUGGUGUAGCAAAGACAUGUGGUGAAUUAGAUCUCGUGAUCAUUUGUUAUUCUCCAUUAGGUAGAGGUUUAUUAACUGGCCAAAUUAAAAGUGUUGAUGAUAUCCCAGACGGUGAUUUCAGAAAGCUUUUGAAAAGAUUCCAUGGCGAUGCUAUGCAACAAAAUCUAUUGUUGGUUAAAUUCUUAAAAGAUGAAAUUGUGGCCAAACGUGAUCCGGAACAUCCAAUUGAAUUAACUCAAAUCGCUUUAGCAUGGAUUAAGCAUUGGAAUAAGUCUGAUCAAUUCAAUGGCGCUAAAUUUAUUCCAAACCCAAGUGGUUCAAGUGUUGAUAAAGUCACUGAAAACUUCAAUGAAAAGCGAACUCAAUUAAGUGAAGCUGAGUUUGAAAAAAUUAACGAUUUCUUGUCCAAAUUUAAAACUGAAGGUGACAGAUAUGAAAUGGUAUAA